This is a messenger RNA of Amoebophrya sp. A25, 1267 nucleotides long. Lineage: Eukaryota; Dinophyceae; Syndiniales; Amoebophryaceae. The record is from the annotation of a GenBank genome assembly.
AGGUCACGGGGAGGACAAACUAAUACAGUGGGGCGUUGUUUGACUAAACCGCUUAGUCUGUGUAGCGUAGAUAGCCUAAAUAGAAAUAUCAUAGAUGAAAUGGGGCUCUACUGACGGAAGUGUCAUUGUCACAGUGUCAUUUGAAAUUUCAUAGUGUAGUCUGGUGGACAGGUAAAACCAACAACAAAUCAUGGACGCACGGGAGGAAGCCCAAGCGCGGCAGGCUGCCCAGAUGCAGGCUGGCCAGGAGGCGCAGAUGCAGGUAGCAUCACUGCUUUAUGAUACAGUGCCUUUUUUUCGGAUUUUGUGAACGUCUUCAUUCACCUAUCCAUGAUGGAGAAUUAUGAUGUUCCCCAGAGAAAGAACUACUUGGCAGAAGAGACUCCUUGUCACCCCGACUCCCUAUUUCAACAUCUCAGGAAAUGCAAGCCGAGAAGCAGAAGCAAGAGCAGGCCCAGAAUCAAAAGAAGAUGAUAAUCCGACAAUUGCUUGAGCCAGAGGCCUUGGAAAGGUUACAGAGGAUAGCACUUGUUAAAAAAGAGAAGGAAGAAGUCAUCGAAAGCGCCAUAAUAAUGAAGGUCCAGAAAGGCGAAAUAACAACCAAGCUAGACGAUGCCUCUCUUGUGCGGAUGAUCGUAAUACCAUUUGCUAUGAGGAUUUCAAGAAAACUGGUCUACCUUCAUCCAAAAAGAGUACAGUCUUAUCUCCCAUCUCGCCUUCUUGCACGACACCUUUCAACCACCUAAAAAACUUCAGGACGAACUCGACGCCGUAACAGCAAGCUCACGAAAUGUGAAGAUCCAGAGAAAGAGGCAAGAUAGCGACGACGAUUUAGACUUGGAUGACUAAAGAAACGAUGUCCGCUGAAGAAUACCCCCCAUCCAAUUUGAAAUGGAUAGAAUUUCCCAUCACCCGCGGAAACCUUCGAAAAUAUCUAAUCGACGAAGCAGAAAAUCCUACUUAAUUGUAUCAACUGUCAUUAUGGAACAAGCACAAGAUUUGUUCAUUCUAACAUUUAUCAAGCGAGACUCCAACCGACUAUUUUUUAAGCAGUUUGAUUCAGUGUAUGUCAUAUCUCCGUAGGAGACGUAACUCGGGUCGCUACAGAACCGGGCAGCUCUGAGUUGCUACGCGGUUCGGAUGAAAGAAUGUUGUAAUUUUUGCGGCGGUUGGCCGUAGUACAAAUCGAUUUAUGCUGAACCUCUCAAGAAGAGAGGUCGGAUUCGGAAGACCGUAACAUCGUGCAGGGGUAGUUGCGACAACAAAU